This is a messenger RNA of Stegostoma tigrinum, 7884 nucleotides long. It is a transcript of the gene gna12a, whose product is annotated as guanine nucleotide binding protein (G protein) alpha 12a. NCBI's taxonomy places the organism in Eukaryota, Metazoa, Chordata, Chondrichthyes, Orectolobiformes, Stegostomatidae. Gene Ontology annotation, cellular component: heterotrimeric G-protein complex; brush border membrane. The record is from RefSeq and is a predicted model, not a curated record. Gene Ontology annotation, biological process: Rho protein signal transduction; adenylate cyclase-modulating G protein-coupled receptor signaling pathway. The transcript is spliced from 4 exons. Gene Ontology annotation, molecular function: GTPase activity; guanyl nucleotide binding; D5 dopamine receptor binding. Bases 376 to 1749 code for a protein of 457 amino acids.
CACAUCAUCCAACUGAUCUGUUGAGGUGAAUGAACAGCGAAACCCCCUUACUGAAGAUAUCUGGACCGGAGAAACGAACAAUAAACUCAAUUAAUACUAGCGUGCACUUUCACUUCUUCGAGAAAGCAUGAUAAACAAGGAUCUAGCCAGUGGGUGGAAUCUGAUUUGAUGUAAUUGAUGGAGGAGGUAACCAAUCCCGAGGAGAAGUUUUCCGUCUUCAGGGGCUGCGCCUGUUUUUUGAAAAGAUCCUGAUUGACGGUGGGGUGGCCAAUCAGAAGUUAGAGAGGCCAGGAGGGUGGGGCGUGCACCUUCGAUUGACAAGCUGACUGACCAGUACAUGGUCAGAUUGAUUCUGAUUGAUAGCCGGAACGCCCAAUGGUCCGCAGGAACUGGACGCAUGGAUCCUCCCUCCCCUCUGGUGAAGUUUUCGUCCGUCAGUUGGGCAAUGAAUGGGGAAUCGGUGGGUCAGGCUGGGGGAUCGUGCAGUGCGGACGGACUGAUUUAAAGCGUGUUUCUUUUAUUGUUGAAAAAAAAUACUUGCGACGGAAUCAUUGUUUAUUGUUUUCUCAAAAAAACAAAGGUGAAGGGUUGUGCGUGUUAACGUUUGUGUUGUUAUUGGGGUGCGGGCCAACGGAGAGGAUGGCCGAACUGGUGCAGCGUCUGGGCGCUUGUUUCCCGGCCUGUCAGUCCAGCCAGAGCGAGCGGGCACAGCGUCGCAGGAGCCGGGAGAUUGACGCCUUGCUGGCCCGGGAGAGGCGCUACGUCCGGCGCCUGGUCAAGAUUCUGCUGCUCGGGGCCGGCGAGAGCGGCAAAAGCACUUUCCUGAAACAGAUGAGGAUCAUUCACGGCAAAGACUUCGACAGCAAAGCCUUGGAGGAGUUCCGGGACACCAUUUUCGAGAAUGUUAUUAAGGGUAUGAAAGUCUUGGUGGAUGCAAGGAAUAAGCUGAGCAUUCCCUGGGAAAACACUGAAAAUGAAAAGCAUGGAAUGUUUGUCAUGGCAUUUGAAAACAAAUGUGGCAUGCCAGUGGAGCCAGCCACAUUUCAACUAUAUGUGCCAGCACUUAGAGCACUCUGGCAAGAUUCAGGAAUCCAGGAAGCAUACAACAGAAGGCGAGAGUUUCAAUUGGGUGAAUCUGUGAAAUAUUUUCUGGAUAAUCUUGACCAGAUUGGACAAUUGAGUUAUCUUCCCAGCAGGCAUGAUGUCCUACUUGCGAGAAAAGCCACCAAAGGAAUUGUGGAGCAUGAUUUUGUCAUAAAAGGCAUUCCUUUCAAAAUGGUAGAUGUGGGUGGUCAACGGUCACAGAGGCAGAAAUGGUUUCAAUGCUUCGAUGGCAUUACCUCUAUUCUAUUCAUGGUUUCCUCCAGUGAAUAUGACCAGGUCCUAAUGGAAGACCGGCGAACAAAUCGUUUGGUAGAAUCAAUGAAUAUCUUCGAGACAAUUGUAAACAACAGAUUGUUUUCUUCUGUCUCCAUCAUUUUGUUUCUCAACAAAAUGGACUUACUUGUGGGUAAGGUGAAAACAGUCAGUAUUAAGAAAUAUUUCCCAAAUUUUGAGUGGGACCCUCACAAUCUGGAUGAUGUACAAAAGUACUUGGUUCAGUGCUUUAAUAACAAGCGACGAGAUCGCACCAGACCACUGUUCCACCAUUUUACAACAGCCAUUGACACAGAAAACAUUCGAUUUGUAUUCCAUGCAGUAAAAGACACUAUUCUGCAAGAGAAUUUGAAAGAUGUAAUGUUGCAGUGAAGGGAUCAGCAUUUGACUUUGUGUUGUUCUUUGGUAUUCCUUCUGCCAUCAGCAUUGUUUCCAAGAACUCAGUGGCUGACCGUUGUGGAUGUAAUAGGCACCUCUGACGACAUGAAAGCUUGAUGCUUGACAGCAUCUUAUUGGAAGUGCUUAUAAGUGUCCUUUUUUCACUUCAAGUGCUCCAACAUCAGAAGCAUUGUGAAUAAUGAUUUUAGACAUUGGUUGCACUAAGGGCUGUUUUCUGAAUGUGUUGGAUGAUAAAAUUGGGUAACUGAACGAUGUAUACCAAUCGAUUAAGUUCCUUGAACAAAAAUAGCAUGCAAUGCAAGAGGUGUUUGCAUGGAGCUCUGCUUCAAUUAAAAUUUCAGGGAAAGUUUAUUAUCCAAGCUAUUCAAUGGAUUCUAGCCCUCCUCAGCAUUCAGCUAUUUACUACUGCCUAAUGCAAAUUGGAUCUGAAGUCCGAAAAAACUCCUAGCAGUGAGAAGUGGAUAGCAUAUCCAGGAAUACUGAUCCUCUAUUGCUAUGUACCUUUUUGGGAGAAUGUUGCAAACAACUACCAAGUGACACAGUUAUAGCACUGUUAAUAUGCUGAACAUUUUGGACUGCAAUGUGAAGCACCUGACUUGAUAGUGGUUUUUGUAAACACUUUCGCAAUCAAGUGUGACAGUUCAUGGGUGCAACCUGGAGUUCUGCUUUAUUGUGAAUGUGCUUGUUACUGACAGUUAUGGUUUUUAUAAAGUCCCUUUGCAGUGAUAUCUGACUAGUAUGUAGAGCAUCAAUAGAAUAUAUUACAGGUGUGAGCUGUUAAGUUUGAUAAAGAGCUGGAACUGUCUGCCUGGAGUGCUGGUCAAAACUCAGUUUUAAAUCUGAAAACAGGUCAAAAUCACACUAACCAUUGGCUGGUAACAAAUGAUUUUUUUUAUAAACAUGAUAUUAAAUAAAGAUUCAGCAUGAAUUUGUAAUCAAAAAUCCACUGUGCACCCUUUUGUAGCAUAGGAGAUUUUGGAGAUGAGUUACAGUGGUGGAGAUGCUCUUUUGAUUUGAGUGGCUGCUACCAACAAGCAUACAAGAGGAGUCUCUCAAACAGAAGUAUCUGAUGCUGACUAGAGUUGCAUUUUUUUUAUAUAGCAGCAGCUGUAGUAUGACAGAUUUUUGAGCCACAUUGAUCAGAUGUGACCUAGAAAACCUUAACAUGUUAUCAUUGUCUGGGAAAUCUGAACUUCCAGCUAAUCUCUUAAUGCACAAAGAGGCAUGUUUUUCUUUUUGAGCCUCCAAGUAGUUUAUCUGGUUUAAUUGAAUAUCUUAUCAUGUAGCAGGAUAAAUGGAUAAACACAACAGGUUCAAAUUGGAAAUUAAAGAAAUGAGUUUUGACUUGCCUGUAAUUUUAAGCACUUUUUUUUUGUUUAGAUUUGCUUUGGCAUUAUUGAAUUUGCCUGGCUAAUCUUUAAAUUGUUUGUAAUUUUGUAUUCACAUUUUCUAUCACCUAAAUUUUUAAUUUGCUGAUGACUUUAGCCACAUUUGAUUGUGGAAUACCAGAUUUGGAUAAAUUAACAUUUAGAAUUUAACAAAUUGUAUAAUGUGUAUCGUAAGAAGGGUCUUCAGCAAUAAAGUGGCAGCAACACUUGCCCUCAUAGUUACUUACGUUGCAUUUUAAUACAUAUAGGUUUAAACUUCAUUGCCACAAGGAGAGUAAAAAUGGUGAGUUUAAGUAGUUGGCUAACUUUUUUAACCUGAGCAGUCUGUUUUCACCCAAGAUUUGAAUUUAUUUGGAAGCAUCAUGAGAGUUUUUUUAUUUGAAAUGGUAAUUCAUGACAAAGGUAUGUGUUAAACUACUUAAAAGGAAUGGCUUAACACUGGCAUUAGGAUUACACAUUACUCUAGGUACUCUGUAUCAAAAGAAAUAUUGCUCUUUUUUUAAAGCAGAACUGGAGAAAUUUCCAGUUAGUUUCGUCUGAAAACUACAAACCUGUAAACCGACAAAAUGUGAUUCUAGUGCAAUUUGUGCAUUCUUUGUCAGCUGCAUGUAGGUAAAUGUAUACAUUCUUAACCAUAAUGAGAAAAGUACUUUCACAGGAAGUAAAUCAAUUAAAAUUACAAAGGAAGAUAUGUUGCAGUUUUUGUGUUGGAAUGGAUUUUUUGUGGUGUUUGCAUGGAAAAUUUAUUAAUAAUUCCUCUCCUCCUUCUCCUGCCCUCCCCAACACCGAUUUCUUCCUAGACUUAACAUUGUAAAGUUGAAAUUCACUGGGAAAUCUAAGCUAAAUCAAAACCCAAGAGAGUCAAAUCUGACAAGAGGGUCCUCUAACAACAAUUUGCCUUUUAGUCUGCUAGUUGUUUUCCAUUUUUCAUUUCAUUUAUAUUCAUGAAAUCUAACCUCAGUCAAAUUAUCCAAUGUACGGUAUCCCCUUCACUGACAACUACUAGGAAAGUGGGCUUGUUCAAAAGUUGUUUUUUCUUCAAUACUCUUUCAAUAUUUAAAGAACCAGGAAAGUGCGAGCAGUUUCAUACAAGCAGAAAUGAAUUUUUACAGAGCCAGGUGUACGUAUUUAGAGUUUGUGUAAUUUGUGUUUUAUGCAAAGUGCACUUAACCAUCUUUUUAGCACUUCGAAUAAGACAUACUUGGAGAAUGAUCCUCCUAAGAUCUGUCAGGAUUUAUUUUUUCUUUUUCUUUCUCCCUCCUCCUCAUCUUCCUGCCAAAUUCUGAACAAUUAAAGUAGUGGAAAGUUGAACCAUCUGUAAAGGUCUCCUAUUUUUACUUAGUAUGGUACAAGUUGUUUGGAACAACUAGAUUUGUUAGCUGACAAAAUAUGCUUACACUGGGGCUUUAUUUGGUCAUGUCUUCAUUGGUCUCAUUUCUUGUUCUUUUUAGGGUAUUUGUAUGAAACUGAAAUGUGUGAGAAGGAAGUCUAGGGCUUAGACACUUGUUUAGAUGACAUUUUUUAUUUUAAGAAAGAUCUGUGGACUGACAAAUAUUUGGCCAGUGUCGAAUACUGAUGUUUUGCUGAAUACUCUGUCAUGUGUCAGCUUUUCAGUUGCCUUCCCUCUAUGUUGUGAACUCAUUCCAUUGCUGGUAUAACACUAAUGUUUCAUUCUUGGUCAGCCCUGACUUAUCUGAUGCAGGCUGUUUUAUGUUUCUAAAAUUGGCCAUUUUUAUAAUUUAUUCUCCUGUCUUUAUUUUGUUUUUUUUUGCAGAGAUAUGUGCUUCAGGUGGAGAAACAGUAAACACAAAGUAUAGGGGUAUGACAGAAAGAAAUUUCAAGUCCGCUUAACUUUGGUUGAUGGUUGGUUUUGAGCCAAAACACAUCAUUUUGUUUGGGAUUUCUUCUGAUCUCCUGCCAUAAAAUCAAUAGAAACCUUGUAGAAUUUGCAUAAAAGACACUUUACAGCAUUGUUUCACUGAAAUUACAGUGGGUUAUCAAAAAAUAUCUGUUUCGUAGCUUCAGAGCAGAAAGUAAAAUCCAUGAAGUUAUUCUGGAACCCAUUUCUGCAUAAUGUUUAACUCCGAAGCAGCAGAUUCCAAUUACAGAUGGUUUUGCUAUCACAAAUGGCUGAAUGUAGUUCAUAUCAUCUUACUUCAUUGCGCGUUCAUUCCGCUGUUCUUUUUGCAGGGUUACAUUUUCUGUAUUCCAUAUUGUCACAUGAAAUUUCAAUACAUUCCACUUUUAAAAUUCAGUUUGUUUGUCAUUUGCAGGCACAUUGCAAUGUUUCUUGUCCAGAAUGAUCCAACACUACUCUUCUAAUUCACCUGCCAUUCUGUCAUCUCUUGCUGAUCUAAGUUUAGGGGAAGACCAGAUGAUUUGAAGUUAUUCUGGAGUAAUAUUUGUUAUGAAUUAUGUUGUUUCUUUAAUUCAGUUAACUGAAUUGAGAUUUAAAAUAAAAAUGCCACUAGGAUUUCAGAGAUGGGUUUUUAACCACUAAGUUUACUCUCUCAGGAAUUACAUUGGAAUUCCAGUAAUAUUUUACAAAUCUGUCAAAGGUAAAUUAAGAAAUCUUUUAGUCUUUCAUAGAAAGUAUCCAGUUCAUCACAAUGUUCUCAGUAUCACUCAUCAAGAACUGACAAGAAUCUCGAGUGGUUUUGAGCAGAAGUCAGACAUGUUGUUUUAGCUUUGCAGCUUCAUUGAUAAAGCAACUCAUUUUGCAGUGGAUACUUAUUGUAUGGAGAAUGUUCGGAGAAAAGUGGUAAGUAAUGAUGUGGUUUAGAGGUUGAAGUUGUGAAGAACAGGGUUGUCAAAUUGAUCUCUUCCAUUGGGGAACAUAUUGAGAGAGGAUUUUAUGUUACUGGAUUCAAAUAUGCUGAGGAACAUGGGUGGCACGGCUAAAUCAUGAUUUUGUUUCAAAUUAUCUUCUAAUUAAACUUCACGAGAUUCAAGUUCCAACAAUUCCACCUUCACUUUCCAUUGGAGAGUUGAAUAACUAGAAUGGAAUUCUAAUUUCCUGGUUGUUGCUAAUACAACGAACUUGGAGACAAGGUAUAGUGAAUAACUUGUUAGGGUAAAAUAUCUUUUACUGAGUGCUUUUAGAUAAAUUAUGUCGUGCUUUCCACCACCUCUGGUCAUCCCAAAGCACUUUAAAAUCUAAUUUGAGUACUUUCAAAGUGUAGCCACUGUUAUAAUGUAUGAAAUGUGGUAACUAAUUUGCACACAAGUCCUAGAAACCAUGUUGAAGUAAUAAUCGGGUGUUCCUUUUUUGGCCAGAAUAGUACCAUUGGGGUUAAACAGGGCCAUGGUUUAGCUGUCUAAUCUGAAAGACAUCACCUCCAACGGUACAAUCCUCUAGUCUUCACCUCUGGAUUGGGAUUUAAAACCACAGUUGUCUCACUGAGAGGUAUACCUUAACAGAACUGGGCAUAAAUAAAAUAUGUUUGUAUUUGAAUGUUUUGUGCAUAAGUAUGUUUCUCCAAUAUUGUCAAGAAACUGCAUGUGCAGAGUAAGUGGUAUUUCAUUUAUGGAAUGCAACUUCUUUUGGUUGGGCAAGGACCAUACUUUGCGGGCAUGACAUAACUAUAGUGGAUACUGAUCUACAGAAAACACGCAAAUCCUAAUCCCCCUGCCAUUUUAGGUGAAGCUUUUAUAUUGUCUCGUCUGUAAGAUAAAACUUUCAUUCCGAUAAUGCAUUUCCUUUGGGAACUAGCAGAGUCUGCAAUACAGAAAAUGUCAAUGAAAAUGGAUGGUUUAUAGCAAGUAUUAAUUAAACAUCUUUGCCUUUAAUUUUUAUUUCAUGACAACUAUUGGAAAAUGUAUCUCUGUAGUUGAAUAUAAAACUUGGCCAGUUGGUGCAUUGAAGAUAACUCCACGUUGAUCACUUUGUAUGGAGGAAAGCAUUUUUAAAUUUAAAGAAAAAUCAAGUUUACUGAAAAAGGAACAAGAUUUGCUAUGAAUUUUGUAUAUUUUUUUCUAAUCAAGGCUGAUUUUAUAGAAUCCUUCAGUGAUUGCUAGAAAAUUAUCAACUUGAGAAAAUGCCAAGGGUAUUAAGUGCUCAUAGGGUAAGCUGUUGCUGCCUGACAUCCCAGAGAUUAAAUGUUCAUUUGAUUUUUUUAAUGUUUUGAGGAAAAACUGUUCAACAGAAACAAUGCAGUAAGACACUCUUAGCAUCUCGUGGUUAAUAAAUAGUGAUAAUAACAAUGCUAACCCUUACUGGGUUUAAAUUAGAUACAAAUGAAGACAAACUGUGUAAACACUCAAUGCCUUUGUAAACUGUAUAAACUGUAUUUUAGCUCAAAUUGCUUUCUAUUAUGUUUUAUGUAUAUUUGUUUUUAUAAAUAUCAAAGUGUACUUUAUCUGGAUUGUUGUAGUCUGUAUUUAAUAUCUUCUGUAUGUAUAAUUCUGUACUUAUGAGAUGCUGAAAAGUGGAAUAUAGUGUUUUUUUUUGCCAGUUCUUGACACAUGGAAUGCAUUAUUACUUUAAUCCAGAAACUAGGCUUUCGUUUAUGCUUCAGCCACAUCUCGCGAAACCACAUCCUCUACUGUAUUUUACCUAUACAUCAACAUUUAGAUGUGGUAGAUACCUCAAUUAUAUAGCCGUAUAGAACCUGCAGUGUAAUUAUCAUAUAAUCUGGAAAGCAUUUGUACUGUUUUGUAUUCUAACAUAUUCUGAGAAAGUCUGUAAACUCUUGUACAAUCUGACAAUAAAAAAAACAAA